Molecule: messenger RNA, 10121 nt
Organism: Engraulis encrasicolus (European anchovy)
Lineage: Eukaryota; Metazoa; Chordata; Actinopteri; Clupeiformes; Engraulidae
Gene: nufip2
Product: nuclear FMR1 interacting protein 2
Exons: 4
Coding region: 2290-4797 (835 amino acids)
Cellular component (GO): nucleoplasm; cytoplasmic stress granule
Molecular function (GO): RNA binding
Source: RefSeq, a predicted model, not a curated record
UGGUGUAUGUCUGUGUUUAUCCCAAAAUCACGCUUCAAAUAAUUCAGCAAGGUAGACAGUUGACUAAAGUCAUAGCAAGACAUCACAGAUAUAUUUCACUUUGACUCCAAAAGCAUAUUCUGGUCAUUCCACAGCAAUGUUCUGUGCUUCAUCAUGUGUCUGCGGCGCUGUGGUUUUUCAAUGCAAUGACAAGGAGAUGUGUGACCAUGCCACUGAUUUAUUUACCUGGGACAAAACAGACAAAUCACAUCACAGGCCUAUACUGUUACACUGACACUUUUCCAUAUUCACUCCACUUCUCAAAAUAGUGGCUGUAUGACUCUGUCAAUUGAUGUGACUCUCAAAGAUUGUAAAUGGUAAAUUGAGCGCCACUGGUGUUGCGUCAUUAGGCGUACUGUCUGUGCAUUUCCCUUCGUCUUGUUGUCGUCAGGACAAUAAUCAGGGCCCAAUAACAUCAAAGGCCAUUCGAGUACUGGAAAGGGAAUCAUCAUAAAAUGUUAUUGACAGCCAGAAUUGGCAAGUUUAUGUCAUCAUAAUGUUAGAAACACCUGUUUCACCCCACAGAUUAUUUUAACCCAUUAAUGCUGGAUGUCACGUUGUGCAACAUUGACCUUUGGUGCCCGGAGCUGCAUGACGCAGCAUUCAGGCUCAUGAGAUUUAAUAUAUUUUUAUUAAAAUGUUGGUAUGUUAGAGCUGAAUGAACAGAUUCUAAUGCAAGAUGAGGGUCUUAGCGUUUAAAUGAAACGUAUAUAUUUCAUGUUUUUAUGUGCUUCAUAGACAUUUAGGUUUUUAAAGGGCUUAGGCAUUAAGCAGGUAUUUUUUGCAGGUGCUUUAGGCAUUAAUGGGUUAAAUCAUAGCAUACCUACUUCAUGGGUGCAUCCCAAUAUGUGUCCUUGCCUCCUCCACUUGUGCUUGUCUCCUCGUCCCGCCUCCUGGCCCCUCCUCCGUGGAGAAAACGAUAAAGUUUCCCAGCUGUCAGCCUCGCCACAACAACUUUUGAGGGACUGUUUUUCAUUCACCAUCCCAAUUGCAAAUGAGGAAAAGACUUUACAAUUGAGCUUUUGCAAGAUAUUGAAAUAUAAUGCUGUUGUCAGUGAUGUCAUCAUGACGAGAAGCAAGUGGAGGAGGCAAGUGGAGGAGGCAAGGUCACAUAUUGGGAUGCACACCAUGACACGGCAAAACCAUUGGAAAAGCCGUUCUGUGGUUUGAUAGGCCUAAUGGUGUUUUCAUGGCAGAAAGUUCAAAUGUGGGCUACAGCGACCAUUUUGUAUUAAGGUGUCCGCAUUCAUCUAUGGGCCAUUCUUAAAACUCAUCUUCGGAUAUUCUCUGCAAUAGGCGAGAAACAAUGCCGCAUUGUGUUUGUGCACAGUCUUAUCAUGUUUUCCCUAUUCAGCUUUUUUGUUGCCGAAAAACUCCCCUAAUAUCGUAGGCAUUCAAGCUAUUCCCUUUCCCCCUUUAAAACAUUUUUGUUUAAAUGAAGUUGAUUUUUUUUCUUGGUUUUUUUAUCUUUUGGCUGUGUUUUAUUUGUAGGCCUGGGUCUGGCUUUGGAGAGGCAAUCCACCUGCACUGUAGCCUACAGAAAACAAUAUGCAGUAGUGAGACAAACUUGGACCUUCAGUUCAGCUGCAGCUAUAAUAUAAUCUAGGCUUACUGGUGUUGUAAUUACAUCCAUAACAGUAGCCAGUGUUCAUAUUUCCUUCUAACAGAAUUUUGAGAGGCCCGUAGAGGUUCCCAAAGGAGUCACUGAUUUUUUUAAAUUUAUUUUUUUAUGUGAAAAUGAUUAGGCCUACAAUGACUAAAAUCAACUUGUAAACAACCUUGGCAGUGCAGCCUGCUUUAGGGCUACUUAAUUCAGUAUGGAAAUGUCUAGACCAGAUGAUGUUGCUUUGUUGCCAUUCAUUCUGAGGUGUGUCCUCUGAUUUGCAACUUGUAGAGCUCUAGGCCUGAAAUCAAUCCUAUGGUCACACAACAUUGAGGUUGAGAUCAGGAAACAAUUACUAGGCCCUAGUUAACAACAACAAAGUUGUUUGGCUGAAUCAUAAUUAUGCGCAUGGUCAGAAAUAUGUAAAUGUGAAAAGUAGGUUGCCUAGGGGGCGCGCGCAGCAGAUAGGAGUUUAUUUCAAACAUUUGCGUUGCCACCGACGGCCGCAUCUCCUGGCCUCCGUAGGCAGGAAAGCAUGAGUCCGUCGAACUGGCAUCCCUGAAAACGCUGGCGUUGAUUGGGCAAUACAAAUGUCUAGUCAUUCGGUGAGUCCCCAGUGCUCUCACUGACACUCGCACUACAGUUCAAUGGAGGAACGGCCCAACGAAGGGGCACUCGGGAGAUAUUCUAAUCAUGGAAAAGCGGAAAGCAACACUGAUCGAUUGAACAAAUUGGUGAAUAAUGAUCAGUGCCACUGCCAGCACCAGGACGAGGAAACGUCGACGAAGAAAACUGGUUAUGGAAAAGUAAACGGCAACACUGGGGAGGGAGAGGAGAUUUCCACUGCCUUGAAUCCAAACAGCAUCACACAUCCUACACGCGACAGUGGCCAUGAGGACAACAGACGACCCCUAGAACACCCCCUCAAACCCAGAACUCCUUCUUCAAAGACCCAGGCUGCUUACCCAGGGGCGGCGGAACGUAGUAAAGCUGCAGAGAGCGGUAGCAGCAGCAGCAGUAACAGUGUUGACCCCUUAAUAAGCAACAUGGACUGCCCUAAUGACCGCCCACCUGACCUUAAGACCCUGGAGGGAAAGAAGGAGGCUCUAGUGUCCCUCAAUGGCCUGGUGGUGACCCCCAGCAGCAGUUGCGGUUCCAGUCCCCUAACCAACGGCUAUCCGGGGAAACCCGGGGGUUCCUUGACGGACAACGACGGUAGCGGCUCCGAGAACGGCUACACCACGCCCAAGAAGCGUCGCAGUGUUCAGCGUGGUGCUGCCAAAGCGGCUGCUGCCGGCGGGGACGUUGUGAUCGUGCAGUCGACAGCAGCGGCAAAGGCCAUGCAUCCGACGGCGACCGCAGGCAAACAGCAGCGGCCCGACUCGCCGUUUUCCACCGAGUCGGCCGACAAGAGCCCAGCUUUCGUGCCGCACGGUAACGGCCGGACUCCUCGCGAACUGCCUGCCGCUUCUGCCGCUACCCCCUCUGCCUCUCCCGCCCUGCCCCCUGCCGAGUUUCCCCAGAAGAACUCUGAAGGCAAGGUGGCGACCGGGGCAGGGGCUGCGUUGGGGGCCGCGGCGGGCAAAAAGCCGGACGAGCGGCCCGUCAAAGCCAAGGCGGUGACUGCUGCCGCCUCCGCCGCGGCCAAAGACGACUCGUGGACGCUGUUCAAGCCUCCGCCCGUCUUCCCCGUGGACAAUAGCAGCGCUAAGAUAGUGCCUAAGAUCAGUUAUGCAAGCAAAGUGAAGGAGAACCUCAACAGGGUCAACGCGGCAGUGGCGGCUGCCCAGGCCUCUUCUUCGUUGUCACCGGCGGCGGUAUCGGCUACUGCUGCAGCCGAAAGGGACCUUCUCCUUCCGCCGACCCAGACCCCACCGCCACCCAUGCCGCCAGGCAAACUGUCCCAGGUGCCCAUGUCUGCCGUCAAGACCAUCACCUCUGCCAGCUUUACCAACGGACCCCUUCCCCCGGCCGAGGGUAGCAGCAGCAGCAACAAUGGCUGCCCUCUGCCCGGUGCUCCCUUUAAUACCUCUCCUCCUUCUACUGCCCCUGCUCCCUUGGCUGCUGCUGCUGCUGGUGGCAUGGCGUCCGGCGCGCUGGUCUCCCCCGUCCAGGGAGGCGAGAAUGUAGCAUCCCCCUCGUCCUCGUCCUCGGCCACCAGCCCAUGUGCAGGUGGCGGUGGUGGUGUCGUCGCGCCCCCCGUGGUGCCAGAGCCACGGAAGCCCAGCUUGUUUGUGUACCCGCAUGCCGCCGGACCCCCGUCUAAUAUGCAACUUUCGCUGCCUAGCGGCCGCCAAGCUGACCCCCCUGGCCCCCCUUCCUCUUCCUCCACCUCGUCCUCCUCUGUAGCGUCUGGGGGACCCGCGUCCUCCUCCUCCUCCUCCUCCAACCCCGGCCAGCCAGCUCACCAGAAGUCACUGGGGGACAUCUUUCAGAACCAGUGGGGGCUGUCUUUCAUCAACGAGCCCAGCGCCGGCCCUGUGGGUGGUGGUGGUGGUGGUGGUGGUGGUAGUAGUGUAGGGGCGGGGGCUGCUGCCAGCCGGACAGAGGGCAGGGGCAAGCCCACGGUAGUGACCUUCCAGGGCGGCUUCCCCCCCUCCUCCGCACCCCUGCCCCCGCCACAGGGCUCCACCACUUCUGCUCAGAGACAGGAGCACCACCACCACACCCAUGCUCCCCACCACCACCACCACCCACCUUUCCCCAAGUCCCACGAGCUGGACAAGCGGACUAGCCCCCUGUCCUCCGGCCGGGUGGGGCCCCUCCGCUCCUCUCCGGGCCCCCUGGCUGCGGCGGCUGCUCCUCAGGAGGGAGGAGGCUUGCUGCACACCACCCCGUCCCUCCCCUCCGGGGCGCCGAAAGAGCCCGAGCCCAGGAACCUCAGUGCAAUAGUGUUCAGCUCCUCCUCCUCCUCUGCUAAGGACCAGGGGGGAGACCUGCCCCAGGCCUCCCCGACAAACACUGCCCCUGUGCUGGCCUUGGCCAGAGAGCAGGGCUAUACCAAGGGCUUUGAGAGGUCUAGCUGGGGGAUGUUUGAUUUAAAAGCUGCUGUAAUUUAUCACACUAAAGAAAUGGAAUAUAUUCUGAAUAUACAAAAGCAAGAUCCAAAAAGAGUCGUCCUCUACAGGGACACUAAGGACGGACCUAACCAGUGAAGUGACAACCUGGAUUAAAACACUACAACGUCUUUAGCUGGGACACUGCUGCUGCCGCUUGCUGGCAGACAUGAAACAAAAAAAGCAAACACAAAAACACAUUAUCAACAAACAACAACAACAAAGAGGAGUAUAUGCUGUAUGGGACAUGGAUAAUACUCUCUAGCGAAAAAGAAACAAAACAAAAAAAAGAGAAAACAUUGUUGACUUUGAAGCUGAAUCUUUGGAGUGCGAUGCGGUGGAGAAGCUGUGUGGAAAAGCUUCUCUGUAUUACAGAGAUGGGUGGUUAGUCGGCAAUAGUUAAGUGUGUGUGUUGGAAGGGGGACAGGACAGGUGUCUGUGUGUGUGUGUGUAUGCUUGUGUGUAUGGUGCGUUGGGGAGAGUGAGGGGGUGUUUGGAGGCAGCCGGAAGAAACCUGCGAGACAAUCGAUUGGUGGAGUGGAGACGAGUGGCAACCUGUAGGGCUCAGGCUGUCCACCACUCCUCCUCCUCUUCCCCCCUCAACAGAAGCUUGAUGGACCUGGAUAUUAGAGAAAAAAAAUGCUGUGGAGAAGCAGUCAAAUAUGACUGUGGAUGGUGUGUGUGUGUGUCCUUAAUUUCAGAAAACAACAACAACAAAAAGGCUAUGGACAAACCCCUUAAUCCACACACACAUGCACAUAAACACUUUCUGAACAACGAUGACGACAAAGAAAUACCGUUAUGGUUAAGGCAUUGUGCUGAAGCCACUAAAGUUACAACACAGAACUGUGGGGGAGAUGCGACGGACUCCUUUCGCUUCUUCCUCUUCCUGAGAGAGGGAGGAGGAGCUGCAGUCCUUCUUUAGAUGCCUCUAUUUUUUUCUUUUCUUUUCCUGUGCGAAUUCAGCGUGUUUGAGAAGACUCCUGAACUGUUUUAUGGUGUUGUUCUGGCAUUCGUGGAGACGGGUGGAACUGACUGGAAGGAGUGUCUCCGUUUGACUGCCCUCGUGACUUGAAACGGGAGGGAUCGAGAGAAAACACUGACAACGCAAGAGGGAAUUGGUGUCCUGCUCAAGAUUUUUAGGUUAAUCUCUGAGAAAGAAAAUAAAACGGGACACUGUUUAGAUGUCUUGGGAGACAACAAAUUAUUCAAUGCCUUGUGGGCGCAGUUAAUUGUCUUAAUGUCAGUUUUUGACUAAGAUGGGGGUCCUUCGUUUUGUUGGUAAACACUUAACUAAAGUUUCUUUUUGUUUUUGUCUUUUUUAUGUUUUGUUUUUGUUCGCUUGCCUGUUCUUUCUGUUUUUCACGGACAAGGAGAACGCUUCUAUGGAUAUCCAGAAAAGCAAAGACAGAUUGUCCAAUUGAGAGACAGAAGUCCAAUUUGGACCCCCAUCCCCCUACCCAGGUCUUGCUUUUCUCGGGCAAAACUAGUGUGACAAGAUAGUCAUUCUUCCAUUGGAAAGCUCUCAAAGUGCUAUUGUUUCACCUGUCUUAUCAGUGGCUCUCAGAUACAACCUGACGGACGUUCCCACCGCAAAAUAUGUGGCUGUGGUAAAUUUGGCAGAGCCUACUACUCUUUUCUUUUUCUGUUUAUGUUUCUGAUUUUCUGUUUCAGUUUUUUUUUUCUUCCUCACCUACGCAGGAUUCUUGACGUAACAUUUUUUUUUGUUAGGAAUAAUGGACUGUUUGCUCCACUCUGAAACCAGAAUCAAUUCAAUGCUGUGUCAUAUGUCCAUAAUUUGUUUACCCAGAUGCUCAGAAGGUUUUUAGUUUUGUUUAUACUCUAGUUGUUAGGAUUUGUCUUGUUUUUUUUUUGUUUUGUUUUUUUUUUUGUCCCUCGUUACACGCAGACUUGACCGAUUCUUCUUUUCGUUGAUCUGUUUUUUCCUUCUCUGCUGCUUCGUCUCAUGUUGCUUCAAUUUGUUUUUAUUUUUCUCCAAGUAAUUUUGCACAGAGAGAGUGGCGGUAGCAACAGCAACUACUGUUGAGUUUUAAGGGGAGGGGGCAGAGCAUCAAUGCUUCAGGAUGUAGGUUACUAUUCCACACGCCAGAAGCCAGUCGACCCGGGUCAAGAGUAUAUGUAGUGUGUAUUUGUGAAGAGGGAUAUUUGUUUGGAAGCCUUUAGGGUCCUGUGGACAGCCUGUCAUUAAGAAGUUUUAUGACGGUAAACAGGGCUUUGUUUUUUCUCGCCCAUUUUAUUUUUUAUUAAAAGGCUGGUUUGUCCUAGGUUGACUGCUACUUCCCCCCUUCCUCUGCUGUCCUUGUGGGAUAGGUUAAUAUUCAAAGGUCUUCCCUCUUGGAAAAAAAGAGAAACAGUGUGUUUCACUGUUUUUUAUUUAGUAAUAUCAAAUAAUGAAUACUAAAAAUGUACUUUUUUCUAUCUCUUUCUCUCCCUCCCUUUCCCAUUAAAUUAAUUGAGUAUAAAAAAUUAUUAGCACUUUAUCUAAUCUUUUAACUUCAAUUGCCGUUUUUUUUUUUUCUUCUUUUAAAUAGACAUAUCACUACGUGAUGGAAAGAUUUCUAGAGAAUAAAUAAAUAUAACUAACUAAACAGUAGCCUCUGGCUGUCUGUGCUUUAAAGCAUAUAAACGUUUAAAAAAAGAAAAAGUCACUCAGGUAGGCUUAAGACUCUAUUGUAAGUUAACUUAAAAGACUUUACCACCAGUGUUAUUGCCCAAAAACUGAAAACAAGAUUGACAGAGUCUCUCCUUUUACUGUGUCUUCUUCCUCCUUGUCUUCUGUAUUCGCUCGAGGCCAAGCCCUUCACGUCAUAUUGUUUUGGAACACGAGAGGUUUCUCUUUUAGUUUAAUUUCGCUCUCUUUCUACAAAUUGUACAUUACUGUGUUAGGGGGAGUGGUAAAUGAACUUUCUUCUUUCAGGCGUUUUUUUUUUUUUUUUUCAUUGUGUUUUGACGUUUGUGUGUCAGUACUGUCUGUUAAAAAAAAAAAAAAAAAAAAUCCAGGGUGAACUGAAGCCUGAUUGAAUUCGUACUAUUACCUACUAGUACUAUUUGUACUUCUAUUUUAGCUGAUUAAUGCUGAUUUUAAAGAAAUGGCCUCUCACCAACACUGUGUUGACUUUUUCACUUUUUCACCCUCUCCCCCCAUCCCCCCCUCCCAGCCUCCUGUGACCCCCCCCCCUGCCCUAUGUGGACAUGCGCAGGUGCUGGUCGGGGUCAGACCACACGUGUAUUCCACAUUUGGCAGGGCUGGUCUUAGACAAGGGUGGGAAAGCCUUACCUCGAGUAUACACUAUCAUAUUUUGAUUUUCUUUUGCUGUAUCCGCAUUACUUUUUAGUGCUGGUUUUCAAGCGUUCGGAUAAGUUUGUCAUUAGUGCCCAUGAUGAGCUUAUGUGAAGCUGUUUGUUUUUAAGUCUGUCAAAGCUUGAGUCACAUCUUAGGAAGGGUGUCCCCUGUCAGAUUUCAGUCAUGUGGAAUGAUCUAGUAGUCUGUUUCAUCUGUUUCCAGGGACUUCAUCUGUAAUUCACUGUUGCUUCUUUUUUUCUUUAUGCGCUGUUGUAGGCAAUCUAAUUUUCAGACAAAGGGAUUUAAACCUGUAUCUUGUGUCACGUUUUUCCCCAUUAGCAAACACUAUUUUAAGUAGCAUGACAUUGCAAUUUUUGUUUUAUUUAAUGCUUCUGUUUUCUUUUUUGUUAUAACUUCAGCUUUUUCCUAAUUUUAAACUGAAAACUAACGUCCAAAGAGCUGUUCCAUGCUGUGUAGAGAAGGCGCUUGUUGAGUUCUUCUCAAUUUUUUUUUUCUUUCUUGAGACCAGUUUGAAAAAAAUAAAUCUGUUUCUUCGCAGGUUUCUGCCAAUGGAACGAAUAGUCUCAUUGGCUGUAGUUUUAAUUUUGUGCAAGAUUCUGUCAGGAAUGGCUGCAUUCUUCUAGACUGAGGCCAGACAAAGUUGUGUUCUGACAAAUACUUUUUUUUUUUCUUCUUUUUUUUUGUUGAUGGGAAAACCAACGCCUAAAAAAAUUGACCUGAAAACAGAAUUAACAGCUGACAGUAUGGACUUGCACCUCGAAAAACAAAAACAAUAAAAAGACAAAAAAAAUCAUCAGACACUGUCGCAGAAGACUAAUUGUGUGCAUACCUGUAUGCAAUGAAAACGAUAACAAAAAAAAGCAAAAUCUCUGCCUGUCCCAUAUGCCCUUUAUAUGUGCGUCACUUUAGAGCUAAAUGAGUGGGGAUGUUCUGGACGUCUGGAGCUCUGUUUCCACAAGGGGGCCUUCCUCUUGCGUACCCAGACAACAGUGACUUGAGGUCCGCGGAGCAGUUUACAAUCAAACGAUUGGUGAAGUUCAAAUACGUGACUCGGGGGAGAUGCGCUACCAUGUGAGAAGCAACCGGGCCAGUAAAGCCAGAAAAGGCCAGAGUCUGUCACAUUGGCAUGUGCCACAGUCAUGUUUUUGAAACUUUGCUCCAAAGUUUGUCGCUUGGGGAUCAUAGACGUGCAAAAAUGAUUUAUAUAUAUUUUUUAGUUGUCCAACUUUUUCCCCAUCUCCCAGGCCAAAAAAAACAAAAGAAGAGCACUUGUUUGAUUAAUAUUAUUUUUUUGAACGCUAAUUUGGAGUUAUCACUGUCUACUUCCAUCCUCAGAACUGUAGAGAUUAGUUUGUUGAGCUGUUGUGACACCCAAGACCUGGGGGCCUAUUCUAAAAAGCUUGUUUAGUUACAGGUUCAACUAAGUAAAGCCAGAGAGAGCUGUAAAUCUGCUAAUAGGAAACACUUCAAAGUUUUUUGUUUCUGUUAAACACAGUUACUUGGCACUCAAUUACUAGAUUUACUACGUUGCUCGAAGUGACUGCACUUGCUCUUUAUGGAAUUGCGCCCCUGAAAGAAGAGAAGGACGCAAUUGGACUCUGAACAAUACUAAAGACAACAAACACUGCAUUGAGUUCCUGAGUCUAAAACAAACCCUCCCACAUGAAUUUCUGUGUCCUGUUUCAGGAUUAAAAAUAAAGACGGUCUUGUUUAUUCUUCUGUUUCGAUGUGACCCAUCAGCUCGACAAGUUAAUAAAGGAGUGUGUUUGCGCGUGUGUAUGUAAAUGUAUGUUUGUCUCUGUGUUAGUGAGGGUGAAUGUCUUCAUUCUUGCUCACAAUGAUAUGCAAAAGUGUAAUGUUUGAAAAUUGUCGAGAAAAAAAAGGACAAAAUUUAAAAAAAAAAGAUUUAAAAAAUAUAUUCAGGGUGCCUGUGCUGAAAAGAAAUUUGAAAAUGGGAGUCACUUGAUAAUCAUCCAAGACAUGUAUGAAAUAACUUUCUUGCAUUUCCCCCCCUCUUAUCUCCCCCCACUCUUAAAUUUUGUGCCAUGUUUUGACUGUUAAAGAAAAACGUUUUAAUUAAAAUCUCAUCUUUUUGUCA